This is a messenger RNA of Komagataella phaffii GS115, 945 nucleotides long. RefSeq lists its product as uncharacterized. Bases 1 to 945 code for a protein of 314 amino acids. Gene Ontology annotation, molecular function: tRNA (cytidine-N3)-methyltransferase activity. Lineage: Eukaryota; Fungi; Ascomycota; Pichiomycetes; Pichiales; Pichiaceae. The transcript has a single exon. The record is from RefSeq and is a predicted model, not a curated record.
AUGUCUAAAGCCGACCCCACUGCAGGCGUUUCAGAAACGAAACCUCCCUUAGAUUCCAGGAUUGGAAGGGAUGAUCCAUUUACUUUUGGCCAACGGUACUUGAAUAACGAGGAGGAUGUGUUCAAACAUAAUGCCUGGGACCAUGUUGAAUGGGGAGACGAACAGGUCAUGGAGGCACAGGAAAAGAUAAAGAAGCAAUACGAAGCUCCUGUUAGAGAGUUUGAUAAGAAUUUGUACAACUCUCAGCCUGCCAAGUAUUGGGACAUUUUCUAUCGAAACAAUAAAGAGAACUUUUUCAAAGACAGAAAAUGGUUACAGAUUGAGUUUCCCUCGUUAUAUGAAGCUACGAAGGAAGACUAUGGUCCAGUGAAAAUUGUUGAAUUGGGAUGUGGUGCCGGUAAUACUUUAUUUCCAAUCCUAACUCAAAAUAAGAAUAAGGACUUAUCAAUUGUGGGUGCUGAUUAUUCUAAGAAUGCCAUAAAAUUGGUCAAAGAAAACGAAGAUUUCGACCCGCAAUACGCUAGUGCAUGUGUGUGGGAUUUGAGUAAUCCCGACUUGGAGCUUCCAGAAGGUGUGGAACCCCAUUCUGUAGACAUAAUCAUAAUGGUGUUUGUUUUCAGUGCUCUUUCUCCAGAUCAGUGGGACUCAGCAGUAAAGAAUUUGGAGAAGAUGCUGAAACCCGGAGGCCACAUACUCUUCAGAGACUACGGGAGAUAUGAUUUGGCUCAGGUUAGAUUCAAAAAGAACAGAUUAUUAGAUGACAACUUCUAUGUGCGUGGAGAUGGAACUAGGGUUUAUUUCUUCACAGAGGAAGAGCUCAGAGAGAUUUUUGGAAAAGUGUUCAAAGAGAAGGAGAUAGGCACCGACAGAAGAUUACUCGUGAAUCGGAAGAAACAAUUGAAAAUGUACCGAAUUUGGCUUCAAGCAGUGUUUGAAUCAGCCUAA